Messenger RNA from Meloidogyne enterolobii, 408 nucleotides. The record is from the annotation of a GenBank genome assembly. Lineage: Eukaryota; Metazoa; Nematoda; Chromadorea; Rhabditida; Meloidogynidae.
AUGAUUAAAAAUUUAAAAAUUCAAUUUUUAAUUGGACAAGAUCCAGCUGUAUUUAUUCAGCUGAAAAAAGUAAUUGAAAAUGAUGCCAAAGAUAUUGUUAGCCGUAUAGGUGUUGGUUUAACAUUCAUAAGAAAAAAUAAAAAUUUAAUGGGCUAUAAUGAAGCAGAUUUUAAAAUUGUGGCUGAUAUACAAAGAGCAAAGCUAAAAUUGCGUUCGGAGAUGAAUGAAGCUGACAAUCUUAAAAACGAAAAUUUGGCCGAGGAAAUUAUUCAAGGUGAAGAUGCUGAAGGAUUUAAACAAAAAUAUACUGAAAGAUUUAAAGAAAUUACGGAAGUAGCAAAGAAUGGCAUUUUUGAGGUUAUUGCUAUAAAUAUUUUAAAGAUUUUAAAGGGUACAUUAUCACCCUAA